UACUCUUUUUAAACCACAUUAUGCAUCUUUACGUCGAUGUCCGACUAGGAAGUGAAAUUUGAAAUAGGUGGUGGGAAUUGAAAGGAAAGAGCUCCGAUGGCCGACAAGAGACCUCAUGUGUUGGCCGUUGCAUUCCCUGCUCAAGGCCACGUGAAGCCGCUCAUGAGCCUCUGUCGCCAAAUAGCCAAAUAUGGUAUUAAGGUCACCUUUGUCAAUGCCCAUUCAAUCCAUCACAAGAUACUUUCUGCAUCUCAAAAACAACAAGACAAGGACGAAGAAGAAGAAGAUGAUGAUUCCUGCCACAAUAUAGUGAUGCAAACUGUCCCUGACGGUCUCACUCCUGAAGACGAUCCAAAUAGCCCCUUUACGCUGCUCGAAACUCUCCCAAAGACAUUGCCACAAAACUUGACAGAAUUGAUUCAAAGGAUCAACACCUCCAAUCCUAACGAGAAGGUUACCUGUCUCAUUGCUGACAUCGCAUUUUCAUGGAUUUUCGAAAUUGCAGACAAGAUGGGAGCCGAGCCUGUCGCCUUUUCCACACCUUCCAUCGCAACCUUGGCCUUCAUGUUUCACACUCCCAAACUCUUAGAGCAAGGAAUUCUGGAUAUAAAUGGAUCUCUCCACAAUGGGGUUGUAGUUAGUCUUUCAAAUGAUAUACCUGCUUGGAGGAAUGGUGAGUUUCUAUGGAGUUUCCCUACAGACCCGGAAAUACAAAAGGUGUUCUUCAAAUUUAGAACAGGAUUCGAAGAAGCUAGUAAGGCAAGGUGGUUGCUUUGCAACUCUUGUCAUGAGCUCGAACCUGCAGCUACUGAGUUGGUCCCUAACGUCUUGCCGGUCGGGCCCUUGACAGAAUCAUAA
This is a messenger RNA of Salvia hispanica, 858 nucleotides long. Its product is annotated as UDP-glycosyltransferase 83A1-like. Gene Ontology annotation, molecular function: quercetin 7-O-glucosyltransferase activity; quercetin 3-O-glucosyltransferase activity. The record is from RefSeq and is a predicted model, not a curated record. Lineage: Eukaryota; Viridiplantae; Streptophyta; Magnoliopsida; Lamiales; Lamiaceae.